UGCUCAGACUCGAUCUGGGUUCUGGUUCUGGCGAAGAUGGCGACGCCGGUUGAUCUGGAGUUAAAAAAGGCCUUCUCUGAGCUGCAGGUGAAGAUGAUUGACACACAGCAGAAGGUGAAGUUGGCCGACCUUCAGAUCGAUCAGCUGACUCUUGUUCAGAAACGCGCUAAGCUCACGCACACGGAGGUCGCCCUGAUGCCUGACAACACACGACUUUACGAAGGCGUUGGCCGUAUGUUCAUUCUUCAGACAAAGGAGGAGAUCAACAACCUGCUGAGGGACAAACAGAAAACUGUUGAUGACAAGAUCAAAGAGCUGGAGCAGAAGAAGGUGUAUCUGGAGCGCAGCGUCAAAGAAGCUGAGGACAACAUCAGAGAGAUGCUGCUGUCCAGGAGAGCUCAGUGAUUGAAGUCAUACCUGUUUCUGUUACCUGCUUAUAAUAAACUCCAAAAGUUCCCCCA
Messenger RNA from Nematolebias whitei (Rio pearlfish), 461 nucleotides. RefSeq names its product prefoldin subunit 1 (gene pfdn1). The record is from RefSeq and is a predicted model, not a curated record. Gene Ontology annotation, cellular component: cytoplasm; prefoldin complex. Lineage: Eukaryota; Metazoa; Chordata; Actinopteri; Cyprinodontiformes; Rivulidae. The transcript is spliced from 4 exons. Bases 37 to 405 code for a protein of 122 amino acids. Gene Ontology annotation, biological process: protein folding. Gene Ontology annotation, molecular function: protein folding chaperone.